AAACUGAUAAGCUAAUCAAAGAGAGACCGACACUGCCAAUCUUUUCAAGUGAGCGACCUUCAAAUCGAUGCUAAUUAGAUUAGCAGACAACUGUAGUUUUCUGUGCUUCAGUUUGCUUCUUUGCUUGAUUGAAGUCGGUUUAGCGGCCGAUCCUUUCGUUUUCUAUGACUGGACCGUCUCUUACGUCACGGCCUCCCCUCUUGGGGUUAAACAACAGGUGAUUGGCAUAGAGGGACAAUUUCCAGGGCCCAUUCUGAACGUCACCACAAAUUGGAACCUCGUCGUCAAUGUCAAGAAUAACCUUGAUGAGCCAUUCCUCCUGACAUGGUAUUUCUGUUUAAUCCCAACCAAUGCCUUAAAAUGCAGGAAUGGCAUUCAACAAAGAAAAAACUCGUGGCAAGACGGCGUUUCAGGGACAAACUGUCCCAUUCCUGCUGGUUGGAAUUGGACGUACCAUUUUCAGGUCAAAGAUCAAAUUGGCAGUUUCUUUUACUUCCCUUCACUCAGCUUCCAGCGAGCUGCGGGUGGCUAUGGAGGUAUCAUAAUUAACAAUCGAGAAGUUAUUCCUGUACCUUUCGGGACACCAGAUGGGGAUAUUACCCUCUUUAUUAGUGAUUGGUACAUAAAGAGUCAUAAGCUUAUGGAAAAACAGGAGAUGAGAAAGGACCUUGAAAGUGGGAAUGACCUUGGAGUCCCUGAUGGAGUCCUAUUUAAUGGGUUGGGCCCAUACCAAUAUGAUAGAUCCCUUGUGAGGGAUGGUAUUCCUUACCUAAUAAUAAAUGUCGAACCAGGAAAAACAUAUCGUCUACGGGUACACAACGUCGGAAUUUCUACCAGCUUGAAUUUUAGGAUCCAAAACCAUAACCUAGUCCUUGUAGAAACUGAAGGGUCUUAUACAGUGCAACAAAACUACUCAAACAUGGAUAUUCAUGUGGGUCAGUCGUACUCAUUCCUGGUGACAAUGGAUCAAAAUGCUAGUAAUGAUUAUUACAUAGUUGCCAGUCCUCGGUUUUCCAAUAAUCCAACUUGGACCAAGGCUCCAGGAAUUGCUAUACUGCACUACUCGAAUUCGCAGGGCCUUGCUUCAGGUCCCCUUCCAGACCCUCCCAUUGAAAAUGACCCGUAUUUCUCAAUGAAUCAAGCAAGAUCCAUAAGAUGGAAUGUGACUGCUGGAGCUGCUCGGCCCAACCCACAAGGAUCUUUCAGAUAUGGAGAUAUAACUGUGACCGAUGUAUAUAUAGUCAUCAACAGGCCUCCCGAGCUUGUUGAUGGCAAACGGCGUACUACCCUUAAUGGAAUUUCGUAUUUACCCCCUUCAACACCCUUGAAGCUUGCCCAACAGUUUAACGUCCCAGGUGUCUUCAAACUCGACUUCCCUAAUCGGUUUAUGAAUAGGCCUGCGAAAGUCGACACAUCAGUUAUUAAUGGAACUUUCAAAGGAUUUAUGGAAAUUAUAUUUCAGAACAAUGGUACAUCCAUGCAGAGUUACCAUCUGGAUGGCUAUGCUUUCUUUGUUGUUGGGAUGGACUUUGGAGAGUGGACAGAGAGUAGCAGGAACACAUAUAACAAAUGGGAUGGGGUGGCUCGCUGCACAACUCAGGUUUUUCCUGGUGCUUGGACUGCUAUAUUAGUGUCUCUGGAUAAUGCUGGGAUGUGGAAUCUUCGGACACAGAAUCUUGACUCGUGGUACCUUGGCCAAGAAACUUAUGUGAGUGUUGUGAAUCCAGAGCAUGACAGUGACGAGGUGCAGUUGCCCGAGAAUACAAUAUACUGUGGCCAACUGUCAUCCUUGCAGAAGCAACAGGCUCAACGAGUCAACUUCUCCGGGGCACAAUCACUUGACAAGAUGUUCAAGAUUGUUCUCAUUGCUAUUCUACUAGUUUUAACUUUAUUUGGAUAAAAGCAGAUAUUACUUGAGCAUUGAACUAAGACUUUCGAUCAAAUCUGAUCUGAGGGAGACAGACAAAGCUAUUCAAGGGUUAUACAUAUUUUUGUGUGCUUCGGUGCAUGUAUAUUGUAUGAUAUACAUUUCGUGUGUAUUUCAGCUCAGUUGUUAGUAUGCAAUAACUGAUAUAGGACUUGCAGAGUUGGUGGAGUUUUGAUUUGAUUGGAAGAGCAAUGAUUGGCUUUUUGUACGCAGCAUUCGGUUGAAAGUUUCACAAUGUGUACUUCAUGUGAUUGAUCUAAGGAAUACAAAAAGUUGUUAUUCCUUUUGAGAAGGUUCAUUCCUUUUGCAUUUUUGCUUGUUAUGAUCUGGUAUGAUCAAAUAUGAUUUGAAUUCAGGUACUAUAAAAUUAGUCUGUUAUAAUCUAUUUGAUAAGGCAUGUUCCUU
Striga asiatica is the source of this 2332-nucleotide messenger RNA. NCBI's taxonomy places the organism in Eukaryota, Viridiplantae, Streptophyta, Magnoliopsida, Lamiales, Orobanchaceae. The record is from the annotation of a GenBank genome assembly.